AUGAGGCUUAGCGAACACGUCGCUGCAAAUCUUCCAAUCCAUCCUAUCUUUUCUCAAAAGGACAAAAAUUUUCGUUUCAACUCUGUCAUCAAAAAGCUGAACAAUUUACACUUUUUCUUGCUCAAAGAUCCUUCAGUUAUCUUGAUUGUGUUUGUUUUUGCCGAUCCGUACUUAGGUCAAGGCUGA
Molecule: messenger RNA, 186 nt
Organism: Plasmopara halstedii
Lineage: Eukaryota; Oomycota; Peronosporomycetes; Peronosporales; Peronosporaceae
Exons: 2
Coding region: 1-186 (61 amino acids)
Source: RefSeq, a predicted model, not a curated record